AGGAAUAAAAAAUUAAAGUUUCUGCAACCGAUUCCAAGAUCUAGCUAUCCCGUUAUUAUAAUAUAUAAAGUAAUUAUUAUUUUCCUGCCACAACUAUAUAUAAAUAUACAUUCACAUUCAAUUAUGCAUGUGCUUAGACUUUGACACACAAUUCAAGCUCCAGAAAUAAGCUAAUCAGUGAAACAAAAUGUGGAAGCUAAAGAUAGCUGAAGGAAAAGAUCCGUUGCUGAGCACAAGCAACAACUUCAUUGGAAGGCAACACUGGGAGUUCGAUCCCGAGGCCGGAACGCCGGAGGAGAGAGCUGAAGUUGAAAGGCUACGUUCCGAGUUCAAGAGGGACAGAUUCAAAAGGCAGCAAAGUUCUGAUCUACUAAUGCGUUUGCAGUUUAAGAAGGAGAAUGGAUGUGGUUACAUUCCAGCCGCCAUAAAGAUAAAAGACGAAGAGGUUAUUAGUGAGCAAGCAAUCACAACAACACUUAGAAGAGCAUUAACCUUCUACUCAAUGCUUCAAGCUAAAGAUGGUCAUUGGCCCGCAGAGUCCGCAGGCUCAUGUUUUUUCCUUCCUCCUUUAGUUCUGGCAUUGUAUGUGACUGGAGCAAUGAAUAGAGUAUUAACCUUGGAGCACAGAAAAGAGAUGAUUCGCUAUUUGUACAAUCAUCAGAAUGAAGAUGGAGGUUGGGGGCUACACAUUGAGGGUAAUAGCACCAUGUUUGGUUCUGGAAUAAGUUACGUGGCUCUAAGAUUGCUAGGGGAAGGGCCAGAGGAUGGAGAAGAUAUGGCAAUGGCUAGAGGAAGGAAGUGGAUUCUUGACCAUGGUGGUGUCAUCAACAUUCCUUCUUGGGGCAAAUUCUGGUUAUGUGUACUGGGGAUAUACGAGUGGGAUGGUUGUAAUCCAUUACCUCCAGAAAUGUUGCUUCUUCCCAAAAUUUUCCCUAUCCACCCAGGAAAUUUUAUGUCAUAUAGCCGCCUCACAUUCAUUCCGAUGGCGUAUUUAUACGGAAAGAGGUUCGUGGGGCCGGAAACGGAAGUGGUUCGCUCUCUAAGGCAAGAAAUCUAUACUCAUCCCUACCACCGGAUUCAUUGGAAUAGCCUCCGUUUCCUCUGUGCUAAGGAAGAUGUUAAUUACCCGCCCAACGCCAUGCCGUAUUAUAUGUACGGGUUUAUACAAAACUUUGUUGAGCCUGUCCUAAAGAUUUGGCCAUUUUCAAUUGUGAGAGAGAAAGCCCUCAAGCGGGCAUUGGACCAGAUUCAUUAUGAGGACCAAUGCUCCCAUUACAUGGACAUUGGCAUUACCGUAAAGGCAGCGGCCAUUGUUGCUUGUUGGGAUGAGGGUCCAAAUUCAGAGGCAUUCAGAAGGCAUCUUGCUCGUCUCCCGGAUUACUUCUGGGUAGCAGAAGAUGGCAUGAAAGUGCAGAGCUUUGGAAGCCAAACGUGGGACUUAUCUUUCAGCAUUCGAGCCAUUCUUUCAAGUAAUCUAUAUGAAGAGUAUUGGCCAACACUUAAAAAGGCACACCAAUUCUUAAAAGCUUCUCAGGUU
Molecule: messenger RNA, 1537 nt
Organism: Cuscuta epithymum
Lineage: Eukaryota; Viridiplantae; Streptophyta; Magnoliopsida; Solanales; Convolvulaceae
Source: the annotation of a GenBank genome assembly